AUGAAGGACAAGUCCAAGAAUGCUGCGAAGACACGAAGAGAAAAAGAAAAUGGAGAAUUUUAUGAACUGGCCAAACUGCUGCCGCUGCCCUCGGCCAUCACCUCUCAGCUGGACAAAGCGUCCAUCAUCAGACUGACCAGCAGCUACCUGAAGAUGCGAGCCGUGUUUCCAGACGGGCUCGGAGAGGCCUGGGGUCAGGCGGCACGGGUCAGUCCUCUGGACAUCACGGCCAAAGAUCUGGGGUCUCACCUGCUGCAGACGCUGGACGGGUUUGUGUUCGUCGUCGCGUCUGACGGUAAAAUCAUGUACAUCUCGGAAACAGCUUCGGUACACCUGGGCUUGUCACAGGUGGAACUGACCGGUAACAGCAUCUUUGAGUACAUUCAUCCAUCAGACCACGACGAGAUGAGCGCCGUGCUGAGCGCACACCAGCCUCUGCACCCACACUUCCUGCAGGAGCUGGAGCUCGAGCGCUCGUUCUUCCUGCGCAUGAAGUGUGUUCUGGCGAAGCGGAACGCAGGACUCACCUGCGGUGGUUAUAAGGUGAUCCACUGCAGCGGUUAUCUGAAGCUCCGUCAGCUGCUGAUGGACGUGUCUCUGUUUGAGUCCUGCUAUCAGAUCGUGGGGCUGCUGGCGGUCGGUCAGUCUCUUCCUCCCAGCAGCGUCACCGAGAUCAAACUCCACAGCAACAUGUUCAUGUUCCGCGCCAGUCUGGACCUCAAACUCAUCUUCCUGGACAGCAGGGUGGCCGAGUUAACAGGUUACGAGCCACAGGAUUUGAUUGAGAAGACUCUCUACCAUCACGUCCACGGCUGCGACGUCUUCCACCUGCGAUACGCACAUCAUUUACUGCUGGUGAAGGGGCAGGUCACCACCAAGUACUACCGGAUGCUGGCCAAACAGGGCGGCUGGGUUUGGGUGCAGAGCUGUGCAACCAUCGUUCACAACAGCCGCUCGUCUCGGCCGCACUGCAUCGUCAGCGUCAACUACGUCCUCACCGAUGUGGAAUAUAAACAGAUGCAGCUCUCUCAGGACCAGAGCAGAUCCAGACCGUGUCUCUCCUAUAAGACCUCGAGUCUGGCAGCUCCUCAGGACUCACGCAAACAGCUGAAAGCCAAAGCAGCCAAGAUCAAAAGCAAAGCCCCGUAUCCGCAGGUAAGAGCGCUCGCAGGCUCACCCGGGAACGGUUUCCAGACCUCGCUGCAUGCUGAUGAAGCGGAGUGUCCCUCGUGGAAGUCGAGUCCCUGCAGCCUGCCGUCCUGUCAGGAGCAGACCCAGGUCCCCGAGCCGUCCUACACACAGUCCUACGCACACACACCUGCGCAGACGCAGAUGCGCUCCGGCCGGCCGCACUGGAGCUGCAGCGGCGCAGAUAAAGCAGCGGCGCACUCCUGCGCAUACUCAGGUCCUGCGGGCGACGGCGCAUUCACAGCCCAGCUGCUGCAGGGCGGCUACAGACCCAGCGGGGCGUUUAAAGAGGAGCCGGGUCAGAACCACAGCAGCAGAGAGCAUCAGGCACUCCAGGGCUUCAGCCAGCAGACGCAGAGGCGCAGACUCUCGGAGCGGAGCCACACGGAGGACAAGAGACUCCUGGUGGCCCAGAGCCAAGUCUCUCUCAACCUCCACCACGUCUGGACCAAACACGUCCCAUCAGGACCCUACGCUCUCAGCCACUUAACGGAUGGGUACCGGGCUGAGGAGGUGCACCGGACCCAGAGCCCCGCCGGCCCUCAUUACAUCAGCACCUCCGUCAUCAUCAGCAAUGAGAGGUGA
Molecule: messenger RNA, 1773 nt
Organism: Sinocyclocheilus grahami
Lineage: Eukaryota; Metazoa; Chordata; Actinopteri; Cypriniformes; Cyprinidae
Product: single-minded homolog 2-like
Exons: 10
Coding region: 1-1773 (590 amino acids)
Biological process (GO): regulation of transcription by RNA polymerase II
Molecular function (GO): DNA-binding transcription factor activity, RNA polymerase II-specific; protein dimerization activity; RNA polymerase II transcription regulatory region sequence-specific DNA binding
Source: RefSeq, a predicted model, not a curated record